Sphenostylis stenocarpa is the source of this 1383-nucleotide messenger RNA. NCBI's taxonomy places the organism in Eukaryota, Viridiplantae, Streptophyta, Magnoliopsida, Fabales, Fabaceae. The record is from the annotation of a GenBank genome assembly.
AUGGAUUUCCAGGGAUUCCUUAACGAUUUGCAGGAUUGGGAACUUUCUAGAAAGGAUAAAUCACAAACAAUGAAGUCACAAAAGGAAAAUCAAUUUGCAAAAGCUUCGUCUUCUCGACUUACUGGAUCCAUGGGUAUGGAGAAGGCAUCAAAAGCAGAUACUAAUUCUUUUGAUCGUGCGAGAAAUUCUCCAGGAUUGUAUGAUUUAUCAAAAUUUAAUGAUCCUUUCAAUCGUUUACAAAAUAGUUUUGUUCCUGAAGACGUUCCUGAUGCUGCUUCCGAGAAAGACCUGGGGAAUGAGUUUUUCAAGCAGAAGAAAUUUAAGGAAGCUACAGACUGCUAUUCAAGGAGCAUUGCCUUAUCACCAACAGCUGUAGCAUAUGCAAAUAGAGCAAUGGCCAAUAUCAAGCUCAGAAGAUUCCAAGAAGCUGAGGAUGACUGCACAGAGGCCUUAAAUCUUGAUGAUCGUUACAUAAAAGCAUACUCACGAAGAGCAACAGCUAGAAAAGAACUUGGAAAAAUUAAAGAAUCAAUGGAGGAUGCUGAAUUUGCCUUGAGGUUGGAACCAAACAAUCAAGAAAUAAAAAAACAGUAUGCUGAUGCUAAAUCUUUGUAUGAGAAAAAAGCAUCAGGAGCUCUGAGAAGCACUGUACAUGGAACUCAAAAAGUGGGAAAGUCAGAGGAAAAAGUAAACGGAGGCAUCUACCCCAUUUCACAUGGUACUCAAAAGUCCAUGCCAUCUGAAGUUAAUCAUAGAAAGGUUGCUGAGCAGCAAAUACCUGUCAAAGAAUCACUUGUAACAGAGGAGGUUGAUAGCAGAGAUACAAUAACCAGAAGCAGGCCUCAAGCACAAGAAGGUGAUGGUUCUAAGAAAGGUUUGAGUGCAAGCAACAGUUUGGAGCAGAGAAAUCACAGAAUUAAUAAGCAGGAAAUGAAAGCAUCUGUUCAACAGCUUGCUUCUCGAGCUGCUUCUAGAGCCAUGGCUGAAGCUGCCAAAAACAUAACACCACCAACCACUGCAUAUCAGUUUGAGGUCUCCUGGAGAGCAUUUUCAGGUGAUCUUGCUCUGCAGGCUCGUCUAUUAAAGGCAAUAUCUCCCCAUGAAUUACCAAAAAUAUUCAAAAAUGCCUUAUCUUCUACCCUACUGGUUGACAUCAUCAAGUGUCUUUCAUCUUUUUUCACUGAGGACAUGGAUCUAGUUAUCAGUUAUAUGGAGCAUUUGAUCAAAGUACCAAGAUUUGACAUGAUUGUUUUGUGCCUUUCAUCAAAAAAUAAGGAUGACAUACGCAAGAUCUGGGAUGAUGUCUUCAGAAGUGAGGCAACACCAAUUGAGUAUGCAGAGAUUCUGGACAACCUCAGAUCACAGUUCUGCCUUGGACAAUGA